UAGACUGCACUCAGACAGGGGCAUUUCCUGGCUGUUUAAUCUUCAAAAAUUUGAAGGAAACUACAAAUCACUGAGGGGAAUUUAACGAUGACUUGCAGGCAGUGGGUUCAGCGAUGAGACAAAAUGAAUCCAGAUUAUACCACCACCCAAAAGGGCACUUCAGAGACUGGAAGGGUAAAGGGGCAUGUGCUCUACACAGGUAGAGACAUAUCUGUCCAUGUUACCUUUUGCAAAGUGGGCACUGCUUCAUGUGGCAACACCACCACUCACCUAAAUAGCCCACAUGCCGCUGAGUGAGAAGUUUUUUAAAUUGUUUUUGGGCAGAAUUAUGUGAGGUGUUGUUAGUGAUGAGCCUUGGUCCAUUUAGCUCGGAAUAUGCCACCCUCGUCAAUCUGUCACCUAAUCCUGCCUAAUGGGCAGGUCAGCCCUGGAGGAAAGUAUUGGCUGUAAGAAGUAAGAGAACAUAACAUCUGGUUGUUUUUAAAUGACUUCUUUUGACAUUGCUUUAUUUUUGUUCCGAUCUGUGUUGCUCACUCCAGUCAGCAGAUGGCGAUGUGAGUUUUUCAGGUGAUGCUUCUUGCGUGACGUAUAAUCUAGUGGACGGAACAGGAGGCUUCUUCAACAGAGACAAAAGGCUUCCGUUUCAACCAAUGCGGUGGUUUGCUAGCGAACAUAGAUACGGAGCAUUUAAGCUCUUCAGACUAAUCUUGUGUAUAUUAAUCUUAGUGUUUAGAACACAAUUCUGUUUACGCAUCUACUUGUUAAUUUAAACGUAGUUUGCUUCUUAAAUUAGCGAAUGUGUUAACUUGAUACUGCACAAGGCUAAUCGCCCGGAGCAUGAGGUCACGAAACUAGACGGAGAAAGAUCUGGUGAAAGGAGAGGAAGAAGCUUUCAGAAUGGAAGAGGAGGCUAUCACAUUGAAACAAGAGGAUGAUAUUACAGGGAAAGAGGAAGAUGGGAAAGAGGUUGUCAGAGUGGAAAAUGAGGAGGUAGAAGCUUUCAGAAUCAAAAAGGAUGAAGAUCCCGUAACAUUGAAGAAAGAGAAUAUAGUGAAAGAAGAGGAAGAACCUUUCAGAAUCAAAAAUGAGGAAGAUGCCGUAACAUUGAAGGAGGAGAAUGUAGUGAAAGAAGAGGAAGAACCUUUUGGAGUAAAAGAGGAAGAGGAGGAUAUCUCAAUAAAAGAGGAGGAAGAUGUUUUAGGAGUGAAAAAGGAGGAGGAGUCAGAAUAUCCGAUUACCAUCCGAGAGAGACAUGACGAUCCUGGAUCCUCUGGGGAGCCUCAACAACAUCCUGAUGCUGACGAGGCAGAGAAGAGUCUCUCCAUUUCAGAACACCAGAUGGACAACGCUAGCCCUUCCUCCCUCCCGGAGUCCCUGUGUCGUGCCUCUCCCGGUAGCGCCUUACUGCUGGGUAUGAAGAGGUUGUCUGUGCUGCUGGUGGACUGCAGGAAAACAACGGGGCUGAGUGGAACUGUGAGAGGAGGAGAAGAGAAGAAAGGAUCAGAUUUGACUCAUCAAAGAGAAAGACCAGACUCCCAGGAACCAGAGCCAGAGACAUCUAAACCAACAAGACGACACCACUGCUCCCACUGUGGAAAGGGUUUUAAACAGUUACGGGACCUGAAACAACAUGAGAGAAUACAUACAGGAGAAAAGCCAUACCACUGUGCCCAGUGUGGAAAGAAUUUUAACCACAAAGGAUACCUGAAACAGCAUGAGAGAAUACACACAGGGGAGAAGCCUUACCACUGUUCCCAGUGUGGAAAGAGCUAUAACCAGAGAGGAUACCUGAAAAAACAUGAGAGAAUUCAUACAGGGAGGAGUUUUAACCAGAAAGGACACCUGAUGCAACAUGAGAGAAUACACCCAGGGGAGAAGCCAUACCACUGCUCACAGUGUGCAAAGAGGUUUACAAGGUUAGGGGGCCUGAAAAUACACGAGACAAUACAUACGGGAGAAAAGCCGUACCACUGCUCCCAGUGUGGAAAGGGUUGUAACCACUUAAGUGGCCUGAAAAGACAUGAGAGAAUACACACAGGGGAGAAGCCUUACCACUGCUCCCAGUGUGGAAAAAGUUUUACCCAGUUAUGUAACCUGAAAACACACGAGAGAAUACACACAGGGUGAAGCCUUACCACUGCUCCCAGUGUGACAAGAGUUUUAAGGAGUUAGGUAACCUGAGAAGACAUGAGAUAAACCACACAGGAGGUAAGGAUGUAGCCUGUUGAACAGUAGGACAUAGGACAGAUGUAGGCCUCUGAACACAAGGACAUAGUAGAGGAGAAUGCCCAAUAAAUUGUGGGGCAGUAGGAUAGUAGUCCUUCUUUCGUUCUUAAUGCGUUUGAGCCAAUCGGUUAUAAUGUGACAUGGUAAGGGUGGUAUACAGAAGAUAGCCCUAUUUGUUAAAAAUAUUAAUUCAAUAUUAGGGAAAGAACAGCUCAAAUAAGCAAAGAGAAACAACAGUCCAUCAUCACUUUAAGACAUGAAGUAAGUAAAUUCGUUUCUUCAUGUGCAAAACUAUCAAGCGCUCUGAUGACCGCCACAGGAAAGGAAGACCCAGAGUUACUUCUGCUGCAGAGGAUAAGUUCAUUAGAGUUAUCAGCCCCAGAAAUUGCAGCCCAAAUAAAUGUUUCACAGAGUUCAAGUAACAGACACAUCUCAAAAUCAGCUGUUCAGAGGAGACUGCGUGAAUCAGUCCUUCAUGGUCGAAUUGCUGCAAAGAAACCACUGCUAAAGGGUCACCACUAAGAAUAAGAGACUUGCUUGGGCCAGGAAACACGAGCAAUGGACAUUAGACCGGUAGAUAUCUGUCCUUUGGUCUAUUGAGUCCAAAUUUGCGAUUUUUGGUUCCAACCGCCAUGACUUUACGAGAUGCUGAGUAGGUUAAUCUCCACAUGUGGUUCCCACAGUGAAGCAUUGAGGAGGAGGUGUGAUGGUGCUUUGCUGUUGACACUGUCAGUGAUUUUAUUUCAAGUUAAUGUCACACUUAACCAGCAUGGCUACCACAGCAUUCUGCAGCGAUAUCCAUCUGUUUUGGGCUUAGUGGGACUAUCAUUUGUUUUUCAACAGGACAAUGACCCAACACACCUCCAGGCUGUGUAAGGGCUGUUUGACCAAGAAGGAGAGUGAUGGAGUGCUGCAUCAGAUGACCUGGCCUCCACAAUCACCCGAUGUCGAUCCAAAUGUGAUGGUUUGGGAUGAAUUAGACCGAGGUUAGGAAAAGUGGCCAACAUCAGCAUGUAUUGGAAAAGGAUUCCAGGUGAAGCUGGUUGAGAGAAAGCCAAGAGUGUGCAAAGCUGUCAUCAAGGCAAAGGGUGGCAAUUUUGAAGAAUCUAAAAUAUAUUUGGAUUUGUUUAACACUUUUUUAUUAGUUACUACAUGAUUUAGCGUGUUAUUACAUAUUUACGAUGCCUUCACUAUUAUUCUACAAUGUAGAAAAGAGUCAAAUAAAG
Oncorhynchus nerka (sockeye salmon) is the source of this 3452-nucleotide messenger RNA. Its product is annotated as zinc finger and SCAN domain-containing protein 21-like. Gene Ontology annotation, molecular function: RNA polymerase II cis-regulatory region sequence-specific DNA binding; DNA-binding transcription factor activity. NCBI's taxonomy places the organism in Eukaryota, Metazoa, Chordata, Actinopteri, Salmoniformes, Salmonidae. The transcript is spliced from 4 exons. Bases 898 to 2127 code for a protein of 409 amino acids. Gene Ontology annotation, biological process: regulation of transcription by RNA polymerase II. The record is from RefSeq and is a predicted model, not a curated record.